This is a messenger RNA of Populus nigra (black poplar), 908 nucleotides long. Its product is annotated as 18 kDa seed maturation protein. Lineage: Eukaryota; Viridiplantae; Streptophyta; Magnoliopsida; Malpighiales; Salicaceae. Gene Ontology annotation, biological process: embryo development ending in seed dormancy. The transcript is spliced from 2 exons. The record is from RefSeq and is a predicted model, not a curated record. The coding region runs from base 114 to 707 and encodes 197 amino acids.
CGGAAGAAGACACAAAGGAUCUCCCAUGAAGCACCACGUGUGCCAUGCAAGUUACACGUGUCAACAACCCAGAAACUGUAUGAAUCUAUAUAAUCCUGACUGUUAGGGUGGUAAUGAUCAUCCGAGAAGAAAAAACAUCUGAUCAGUUGAUAGAAAGAAAACAAGAAGAGAAAAUGAAAGGCAUGAAGGAAACCGCUGCUAACGUUGCCGCCUCUGCCACGGCUGGCAUGGAGAAGACCAAAGCUACUGUGCAAGAGAAGGUAGAGAAGAUGUCUGCACAUGAUCCAGUGCAGAAAGAAAUGGCAAGAGAAAAGAAACAAGAGAGGAUGACACAAGCAGAGCUCAAUAAACAAGAGGCAAAACAGCACAAUGCGGCAUCGAAGCAUGCUGCUUCAGCAACUGGAGGUCAAGCUACUGGUGGUUACAUGACAAGUGGCCAUGACACCCACACCCAUUCAGCCACUGGGGUCACUGGUUACCCCAUGGGCACUCAUCAAACGUCGGCUAUGCCAGGACAUGGAGCCGGACAGCCAUAUGGUGGGCAAGUGGAGGAGGGUGUGGUGAGGACACAUCCAGGUGGGCUUCCAGGUGACACCACUGGCCAUAAUACGCGUGCCGGUGGCGCUGCAUUUGGCACUGGGACUGGUGGCACCGGAUAUACUACAGGGACGGGAACCGGAAGCAAUGCACCUGGCUGGCAGCUUUAAAUUAUGGGUGGUCUGAAUACUUUAUGGGUCAUUUGGGCUUUCAUCAAUUGUAGUUUUUAAGUAUUUGGUGUCUUUAUGUUCAGAAUGUUGUUUCUUUUGUUACUUUUCAUGUGUUCUCUAUCUACUUUGGCGUGUUAACCAUAAAUUGUAAUGUUUUUAUUUGAAUAAUUACCAUGAAAUCUAGUUUUGGCGUUUGGAGGA